Messenger RNA from Macrosteles quadrilineatus (aster leafhopper), 1671 nucleotides. Its product is annotated as tRNA (guanine(6)-N2)-methyltransferase THUMP3-like. The record is from RefSeq and is a predicted model, not a curated record. The transcript is spliced from 8 exons. Gene Ontology annotation, molecular function: tRNA (guanine) methyltransferase activity; RNA binding. Bases 104 to 1384 code for a protein of 426 amino acids. Gene Ontology annotation, biological process: tRNA methylation. NCBI's taxonomy places the organism in Eukaryota, Metazoa, Arthropoda, Insecta, Hemiptera, Cicadellidae.
CUAAAAUGACAAGCGACAAGCACUGCAUCCUCAGUUUUACGCUAACAUAGUUACCUUUUAUUAUAUUGUGACUAAAUCAGUAAUUUUAUCAUCGAUUAAAAGUAUGCAUGACAAUAAUUACAUCGCUGAAUUAGAUUCGAUAUUCAAAAAUGAUUAUAACGGACUAAUUACAUUGGAAGCAACUGUGGAUACUGGUUUUGAAGGGGUAGCUCUUGAUGAGUGUAAGGAAAUGUUUGGGGCUGAGACCCCUUCUUUUAAAACAAGAGGACGAAUAUUUUUUGUGAUUCCUCAACAUGAAUAUUAUAAGGUACAUUGUUUGAGGGCUGUUGAUAACCUGUUUUUGAUUGGUGCGGUUAUCUCAAAUCUUCUUUCCUCCACAUCAAAUGAAAAGGAAGCUGAUCUCGAAGAAAUCAAAACACUACCGGACAAACUUGAGUGGAAGGACUCUUUAAAAAUAUGGAAAGACUGUGUAGGUUUCAAUGGUGUCUUGUAUCCGUCAAAAGAAGAACAAGAAGAAGGAAACAGAACAAAGAUUGCACAGUUGGAAAUUUUAAAGUCACUAGGUGUAACUGACCGUAUUGCCAUAACGGAAAGUCUCAACUCGUUUUCUCCGUUUUUGAGAUACCGAGUUACCUGUAAUAGAGUUGGAACACAUUCUUUUGGUUCGAUGGACGCAGCAAAAGAUUUUGGUGGGAGACUUCACGAUUUAUUCAAUUGGGUCAUUGAUUUGACUACCUACAAUAUUGAUGUAGUAUUGAACAUCUGUAACAACAAAGCGUAUGUGGGCCUCGGAUUGACUCGGUUGUCCAAACAUCGACGCAACAUUACACACUUUGGCCCGACAACUCUACGAGCCACAGUGUGCUACGGACUGCUGCGGCUCGCCUCGCCUCAGCCUGGAGACAUAGUUAUUGAUCCUCUGUGUGGCGGAGGAUCCAUACCUAUUGAGAGUGCGUUGGCAUAUCCACUGACAUACAACAUUUGUGGAGACGCUCAUGAAAAAGCCGUUGUUCGAAGCCUAAACAACAUUGACUCUCUGGGACCAAAGAAAACUGUACCAGUGGAUGUUUUACAUUGGAAUGCCACCAAAUUGCCACUGCGAAGUUCCUCUGUGGAUGUCUUCGUCACAGAUUUGCCUUUUGGUAAGAGGAGCGGGCACAAGACAGAUAACAGAUUGCUGUAUAAGAAUGUGUUGUUGGAGCUCGGGAGAGUCGUAAGGCCCAACACUGGCCGAGCUGUACUCUUGACUCACGACAGGCGGACGUUUGUACGGGUGCUGCCUCAGACGCAAGGCUUGUGGAAGCAGACCAAAGUACUUGGUGUCAACCUCGGAGGCUUACAAGCUGGCGUGUUCCAACUGCUACGGACCAGUAAACUUCUCUGAAUGUGCUGGUGAAGUAUCAGCUGAAACCAGAUGUUCCUAGGAAAGAAGGUGAUAUGGCGGACACUUUGGCUGAAUACAUAAGGAAUAUGAAUGUUAAUGGGGACAAGAUUGUGAAAAUGCUAAGGAUGGAACCAGUAUUUAAACUAAAAAGAAACUGAUGAAGGAAGAGAAAAUGAACAAACAAAUCCUACUACCAUGCCAAUUGCUCAACUGCUAGCAAAUAUAAUCAAUGGCUUGGUUUUGGAUGUCAAAUAUUUUGUUUGUAGUAAAAGUAAAUGAGUGGUCUA